AUGAGCGAGUGCAUGGAGAGACGUACUGUUUCCAAGUUUUUUGGCUCGCCUCUGGGCUAUGUUGGCUUUGAAAAUGGUGGCCAACUGACAGAAGCUGUACGCCACCGGCCUUACAGUGUGAUCCUCUUCAAUGAGAUUGAGAAGGCUCAUUGUGAUAUAUUGAAUGUUAUGCUUCAGGUUUUAGAUGAUGGUCGUUUAACAGACAAUAAAGGAGGAGCUGAAAAAGAAUUUCAGGCCAGAGUUGUGAACAGAAUCGAUGAAGUGAUUGUUUUCGGGUCAUUAAGUAACUCGCAGCUGAAAGAAACCGUGGAGAUCAUGCUGAAACAAGUGUCCGAAAGGCUGAGAAAAGAACAUAAUGGUUUAAGUUACAGAGAGAUUUAA
Molecule: messenger RNA, 381 nt
Organism: Pistacia vera
Lineage: Eukaryota; Viridiplantae; Streptophyta; Magnoliopsida; Sapindales; Anacardiaceae
Product: probable chaperone protein ClpB 1
Exons: 2
Coding region: 1-381 (126 amino acids)
Biological process (GO): cellular response to heat
Cellular component (GO): cytoplasm
Molecular function (GO): ATP hydrolysis activity; ATP binding
Source: RefSeq, a predicted model, not a curated record